Molecule: messenger RNA, 20231 nt
Organism: Xyrichtys novacula (pearly razorfish)
Lineage: Eukaryota; Metazoa; Chordata; Actinopteri; Labriformes; Labridae
Source: the annotation of a GenBank genome assembly
AUGAACCGCUUUCGAAAGUGGCUGUACAAGCCCAAGGUAAGUUGUCUCGAUUUCUGUCAGCCCUGCAUUCAGUCAUCUUUAAAGCAUCGCUGUGUAGGUAGCUAGCGAAACAGCCGCUAGCCUCAGGUCUUCAUACAGUGGCACACAUCUGCUAGCGUUAGCCCGUCUUCCUGAUGUUUGCUGUAUUAACACAGGAGCAGCAGCAGCUCUCCCUUUGUUGUUGUUGUUGUUGUUGAUGCUUUUGUUUUCAGGCACCACUCAGGAUUAACAACGUUAUUGUGGGGCAAAGUACAGUGAAUUUUACUCAUUAACUCAAUUUUCUUGGUGUCAUUUAGUGAUUUUAUUGUUGUGUUAUUGUCACAAUUCCUUUUGUUUGUUUUUAUUAUAACACAUAAUAUUAAUAAUAACUUAUUUGUAUAGCACUUUUAAAAAACAGAUGUUUACAAAGUGCUUUGACAUGUAGUCCUAGAGCACAUGGAAAAAGACAAAUAAAAAUAAAAAGCUCAGUUAAAAGGGAAUUCAAGGCCAUUUCUUGUCAUAAGGAACCCAGACAAUACAAGAACCAUGUAACAUAAAAUGAGACCAUGAGGACCAAAAUAAAAACAUAAAAUAGUUAAGAAAAAAGGAAAAUGCUAUUAAAAGGAAGGACGAAAGCGGAAACAGGAUAGUAAAUAUAAAAGGCAAUAUCAACAAUGAUAAUAAAAUAAUAACAGGUAAUCCUGAUAAUAAAAGUAGUGAUAAAAUAGAGCAACAGAAAUGAGCAAGAGAUAAAACAACGGUAAGUACGGUAUGGUAAAGCCGAAAUAAGAUAGAGGUAAAAGAGAGAGGAGAUGACAGAUAAAAGAUAAAACAAAACAAAAAGACUUGUUAUAAUAAUAGCAAUUGAAAGGUGUAAGUGUUUAUAAUUAUAAUUUUCUUUUACUCCAGAAAAUAGGAAAGAUCUCAAACAGCAGGUCUGAAGACAAAAAUUAUACUGAAUUUCAGGACUGUUGUUUGUGUCAUUAUUCUGUAAUCAAUUGGCCAGUCAAUCGCUUUACAUUCUCAGUUGGCUGAUUUAUCAUUUGAUGAAUGAAAAUGAAAAUGAUAAAAGGUUAAAAAAAAUGCUCACCCCACUUUUUUGAAGCCUUUUACCUAUUUGUCUUACCUCUUUUGUAAGACAAGGAAAGAACCAAGACAGAGUAAAAUGUUGUGCAAUAAAAAAAUAAAUUCUGAACACUUAUUAUUAUUAUUCUUAAAUGUGUGCCUUGAUACCUAGUCCUUGAAAUCCUUCAGCAUAUUAAAGGAUUUGAUUAUUGUUUAUUUUAGACUUAACAGCUAACUGAGUAAAUUGUGCGUAAAACAGGUAAUUUGCUGGCGGAGUUAUCACAUUUCGCCUGAGCUGCUAAUAAAUAUGCUGUAAUUCUUAGGGUGAAGCACACCUGACACAGCAGAGGAAACACUGGGGGUCUGAUCACUUUGUUAAAUGAACAGUUUAAUAAAUGCAGACUCCAGCAGUUUUAUUUUUUGGAUGAGUAUGUGAACAUUUUUUAAAGGAGUACUUAUUAUUUCCUCUACUUAGAGAGACAAAUUUUAUGCACUAAAGCACACAGAUCAGAGGUAAGCUUUUAGUACUCUGUGUUGGGUUUUUCAGAGCUGCCACAGAUUUUAUAUCCCUGUUGGAUUGAGAAACUCCUUCCUGAUCUACUUCAAGGCAAUUGUGAGCUUUAGAUGUGUUAAUAUUUAACCUAGGUCAAUUGCUAGUUUGCACUUGUACCCUUGUCCUAAUUACACUUGCGCUCUAAUUAAAAGUUUGCUACUUACCAGAAAGCCUGAGCAAAAAUCAACUCUUACAAAUCAAUGCAAACAACUGUUGUCCUUAAAAGAGCUCUAAUAUAAACUUUAUUUGGAGGAUUAGUGCAUAGUUUAUUUUACCCCAAUUAAUAAAAAAAAAUCAUCAUCAAAUGAAUCCCUCAAACUUUCAUUUUAAAGAGCUGCUGGUUUAAACUUGUUGUCUCUCUCUGCACACAAAUUCCAUAGCGAGUCGACAGGCCCUAACAACAUUUUAGUGUUAAAUGGAUGGUAAUGUAUUUCUUGCUGACCCUAUAAGUUAACAAAAAGGGAAGAAAGCUGCUUUGGAUUGUGUUUUCUUGCCAUCAAAUUUAAUUUUUAGCUUUGCUUACAGUGUGUAGACUUGCAUUUCUUACUGGUAGGUAACCUGGGUCCUUGCUGCACUGAGGUCAAGGAAGGAUAAAGUAAAAGCCAGUGAUUAUAGAUCAUCCACCUGCUCUUUACAACAUUCAUACACCUGCGUCACUCCUCUUUUCCCUGUUUGACUAUGUUUGCUGUCACAGCAUUCUGGCAGUCCAUUGUCAGGGUUAGGCCUAAGUGUUGGGGUUCACCAAAGCAUUGUGACAUUCAUGAAUGACCGCUGACUCUGAAGUGCUGAGCUAUUACAUCAGUGCCUUUUCUGCCGAAUCACAGCCAUGGUUGGAAUUAGCUGAAUUACACUUAAGUCUGUUGGUUUUAAAUGACCAGUUCUGCCUGAAAGCAGGCAAGAGAAAAGGGCUAAAAGCCUUGUAAUUACAGAGAUCACAUUAAAAAGGCAGAAGUAACGAAAGACAGGGGAUCAGUCUAAUCUCUGUACUGAACAGCAGCAACACUAGCAAGUUUGUUCCUUUUUUUGCAGGGAGAAAACAUGCCAGUAAUAAUCAAAAGCUGUUUUCAUCUAGCACAUUCUGGCAUGGAUAAGUUGUGCACUGUACAGUGUUGUCAUUUUGCAUCAACAGUAGGUCGUUUAUUAUUGAACUCCGUUCUCCUGGAGACAGAAAAGCGUCGAAUCAGCAUGUUCCCCUGACUGAAGCGGAGCUAUUGAUAUUUCCAGAGCUGCUCUUUGCCUCCCCAGACGAAUCCCACUGAGGAGGACUUUCUUUUUCCCCCUGCUACACAAUCUCUUCCCAGUGUGAUUGAGAGUAGUGUGCGGGACAUAAUGUCCCUGACUAUCCUUUCUGACUGUCAUCAAAGUACCAACUUGUGGAAGGAGAUGAAAGUGUAAAAGAAAUGGAUUGUCCUGGUCUUCGUUAGAGGGAAAGACUUGUCAGAGUAAGGAUACACUUCGGCAAAGUGAGAUUUCCCACAUUCCUUUCAGGUCUUUAGACCGGUUAAGCUGGUUUUUGUGUGCAUAGUAAACCUUUAUUUCCCAAAAUAUCUACAAUAGAGAUCUUCUUACUUGUCCAAGGAAUUUGUGGACUUUGACCACUUACGGUGGAGGGAAAAUUUUAUAUAAUGAGAAAAGUGCCUUUUUCAUUCAUAAAAAAAAUGUUUUAUCUCACUUUUCUCAGUCCCAAACAAAGACCAAACCAGGCUCAGGUUUCCAAGCGGCCAAAAUCCUACUGUGUCCCCACUUCUCAUUCGUCAGUGGCAAACCUGAAGAGUGACUGAUGUUGAGAAAGAGAGAUGUCAGGAUGUUAAACCAGCACUCUUCCUCUGUUCUCCUCUCCUGGUUGUUUACUCCAUCAGGCGUUCAGGAGCUGACCUUCAGCUUCCCAUCACCUCAUCUGUCAGCUUGACGGGCUCGCAGCUCACACCAGGCCCGGGUGCACUCACCUCCAUCUACAAGAUGCUACUAAUUUGCCACCCCUCCACCCAAGGGCAGUUUAGUGUGCGUGUAGCUGAUACUUUCUGCCUCCAUGUCAAGCUGUCGGACCGAUAUCUCUUUGCAACAGUCGGUUGUUUGCAGUUGUAGGAACAUUUGUAAUGCUUAUGUUUUAUCAACCCGAUAAGGCCAUCAAACAUCUGACCGCCGACAGAUUCCUGAGAAACAGGAAAAACAGAUCUUAAUUUUAGUAAGAUGUGAGUUAAGGUCAGACAUCCUGGGAGAUGUGUCAAGAAUUUCUGCGUGAAUGAUCAAAGUAUGGGUCUAAUUUGGGCGUGAGCGUACUGUGCCUUGGGACAGAUAAAUUGAGAUGUGGAAUUUUCUUUUCUAGUUUAGAUUUUUGAAAAGUGAAACCAGUGUCUUUGUUUGGUCUGAACCCAGCACAUAUGUUUUAAGCUACUUUGUUUGGCCAUUUAUUUCAGCUCUAAGUAACAGAAAUAAGCUUUAAGUAAAUCUGUUCACAUUAAAUUUGAUUGCAACAAUUCAAGAAACAGUUUAUCUACCAAACAAUGUGAAAUCUUCCUAAUUCUCUUUAUUAUUUACAUAUUUUUAGAAAUAAGUGGCGGAUUUGUUCAGUCUAAUCUGUAAUUUAGAAAUGUUCAGUUGUACUUUUUUCACAAUCUCACGGCAUAUCUAGAAUGAACUAAUUACAAAUAAUUGAUACAUUUAUUAGAGGAACUUACCCUGAAGUUUGGAUCCAGUGAUUCUACUGCUGCCAGCCAGAGGAGAAAAAGAAAAGUAUUUAACUAAUAUUUUUGUCACUUUGUCUGGUUUCUGAUGAAAAUGUCAAAAGGCCCAAUGAUUUAUCAAGAAAUUAAUGUCAAUUUAUUUUUCUCAGCAUUUAGAAACUUUUGCUUUUACCUUGAGAACUGUUUAGAAGUGUUUGUCUGUUGAAGUAUAGAUAAAAACUUAUCAUGUUAAUUUUUAAGGAAGCAUCGCUCUUUCUGCUGAAAACAUUUGUAAUAGUUCUUGUGAAUUAUGGCGGAUCCGAGCUCCUCAGAGAUGAGCGCUCCUCUUUCUCAUGUGACGUCCCUGGCUGUAGAAUCUCCCUCUGUUCGUCAUUUAUCACUCCCCUCUUGUUUGUGAGUAUUACAAACAAACUGGAGAACUGAAAGCAGACAAAGCAAUUAGGGUCUUGCAGAGUUGAUCCAGCUCAGUUGGCACAGAGUUGAUGGAAGAGUGAUCAGCAAACUGCUGAGUAGUGUCCUGCAGGGCUUCAUAUUUAGCACUGUUUCUGGACCUGUGUGUGGAUGUCCCAUUCUGCUAACCCACCAGCCAUGCGGUAAUCGAUUUAGUGUCAGUUGCUGAGAUUUAGAGAGCUGACUGUAGAGCAGACCCAGACAGGCCCCGGCGAUUGAGGGCCUUUUUAAAUUCAUUGCAGGAUUGGGGAAUCAGGGCCCACUGUCUGAGGUGUGAGGAAGUAAUGAUUGAAGGGAAGCAGCUGUAGAAGAGGAGCAAGAUUUAAAGGUAACAGAGAAUCAGCGAGUCCUGGCAUCGACUGGGCGGCCGCGCUCAUCUUCCACACCUCAUUUCUCACCCGUGAUAAUCAGCCCCUUCUCUGAUGAACAGCUUUUUAAAUUUGUCUCUUCUGUAUUACUUGUAAUAAUCAUAAAGCAUCCACUCAAGGUGCCCUUUGUCUACAAUACGAGGCUUGAAGAAGAGCCUGAAAAUAAAAAAAAGGCAUCCCUUGUGCUUCUGGCUCUGUCUGAGCAGCAGGAGAGAACGGAGGGAGAGGAGGAGAACAGUAGGUCUGUAUUUUUGGGAUUAGAUUUUGGCCUUAGUUACAGUUGGCAAGAGAUAAAUGAGGGGAUGUUGUUCUCAGCAGCUUCAGUGUUUCUUCUCACUGGAUACAUGAUUUUGGAGGAUGACAAAUCCAAAAAAUUAUUGACAAACAAAUAAAUAUUAACUAUCUAUUGAAUGGAGAUUUUAUUUUUUAAUAUAGAUAUGUCUGAGUGGAUUCAAAAUAUAAAACCAUCCUGUCUGUACUUGUUUCUGUUUUUUAUUCUUAUUUUGUGGUAUUGAAUUUGGAAAAUUCUUGAAUGUGAAGGCUGCCAGUGUUGCUGGUGUACAGACUCCAGAGUAGAUUUCCUCCAGUACUAAUCCACUCCAUUAAAAGUUGUUGAUUUUGUAGUUCCAAAUCCACAUUUUAACAGGCAGUUCUGGAUUGUAUAACCAGAUUAAUUCUUGCAUAAGAACAUGCCUGCUGUCACUGAGGAGCAGGGUGUCCCCACGUGCCACUACUACCAUCAGGGCAUCCUGAACAGGCCUUGUGGACACGAAUCGUCCGCACCCCUCUGCCUCACCUCAGCCUGACAUGCUUAACCAUGUGCCGAAUGCAGAGAUGACUGCUCGGUCCAAAAAGCCAGAUUAAGGCAUUUCUCUGAGUGGAGACUAGCACACAGAUUAUAACAUCAGUCCAGAUGUGCAUACCACUCUGAAUCCUUUGAGCUGAAUCUGUUUGCUGCUGUGGAUCAUUUUCCAGAUGGUUAGUAUGGGAAUAUUAAUCGGCAGCUUGUGAUCAGUGUCAUUGAUUUGAUCGCUCUUUUGUUUAAGCGACUUUAUGCCUGAAAGGUCGUCAUCAAUAACUCAGCAGCUGCAGCAGACAACAGGAAAGUGAGGGAAGAAACUCCUGAUGCAAGCUGAUCAUGAAAGGAAUGACUUGACACAACCGAACCUGCUUGAGCAGAAAACUGCAUCUGUAGAGCGAAAAUGCGUUUUACUCUGCAAAAUUUAAUACAAAUAACGGCUGAGGAAGUUUCCUUGUUUGUUACCAAAACGAUUGGCUGGCUCCUGCCUGGGCUUUUAUGCUGAGCCCUGAAUAAUAAAUAAGGUGAUGAACUGUAUCCGGCUGCUUUUUGCCAGUCUGCCAACUGACUAGAUGAAGCAGAGUGAACUGGUUUCCCCCCCUAUGAUAAAUGCUUCUGAUCCUUGGAAAGAGGCCAGAAGGCAGCAAAUUGAGCCUGGAAUAGAGUAUGGAGGGCAGAGGCAAGGUUUCUCAUAAGUCCCCUAAGUGGGCCCAGUCGGCACGAACCGGUGCUAUGGAUGCUUGUGAAGUAUAAGCCUGACAGCCUCGAUCAUCUGCACAGUCUGAAUAGAAAUGAAGCCCAGCUAUCAGCAGCUCAAGGAGAGAGCUGUCUGAGAUGAUGUGGAGCAUACAACAGCCAAUCUCUCUGUAACACGUUUCAAUGAGAGUCAAACACCGAGUGCCUGUUAUUGAUUUCAUGCUAAACAAAAGCGACAGAAAUUUCACAGAGUCAUUGUGAAAUGAUGAGAUUAAGGAGGCUCAACGGUAAUUGUCACUCUGGAUGAGGUUGUGGGAGCCUAAUAGUCUGAAAUGAAGGCUUUGUGACCACGGUGCAGAGUUUUUGAGUCAUCUCAAAGAGAGGGCGCCUAGGACAACUGACAGCAGGAGUAGAACAGGAGAGUGGCACACCACAGGGGACGAGAGGCGAAUCUGCUGAAUCAUUUCCUCACUCACGCUAGGUAGAGCUGUCAUUGGUGGUGAUGAUGACGCAACCUGCGAGUUCAGGAGUCAGAUCCCCAGAUGUUCAAACACCUUUAGUUAAGCAUUUUUAUGCCCCUCAAAGAAAAGUGCUUUUUAAAACUCUUCUUAGUGUGAUUGUUUCUGGGAUUUUAGAAAGGUGAGUGUUUGAUAGUUGCAAGUGCGCGUAAGGCGGUAGCUUCCCUUUUUUUUAACCUUCUACUGUAUACAUAUAAAAUAAAUGUCGAGGCCAAUGCUCGGUGCCAACUUGUGUUAUGUAAGCAGAUGAAAACUGACACUUGUUUCAACUGACAGCUUGCCUGUUUGCACUCACAAUCUAACAUCGUCACUGACUCACAGUCCAUACAACAAGAUUAAUAUUACUAUCCACAGCUCUGAGUCUAGAUUGAAACUUUCAAACAAAGGAUUAGUCUGUAUUUGAGACUUUGGGUGCAUCUCUCCCCAGUUAAUCAGAGGUGUUUACUGUACUGAAUUUGAUGAGAUGUUUUGAAGUAAUCUUGGAUUUUGCUGCACCAGCUGUUAGAAAGUACAUUUGCAACUACAAACUUUGUUAUGUGCUCAUCUAUUGUGAGAGGGGGAAAAAAAAGUCAGAGGCAUCCACUCAUUAACAAUGUGUUGUGUAAACAGGAAGUUGCUUUGUUUCACAAACUGUGGCAUAAUGUAAUUGACACCCUAUAUCUUUGUUUUAUCUACCUGAGCAAACUUGAAGACACAUUUAUACAAGUAUACAGUUUGGUAUAAGUAGGAGUAAUAUUAAUAAUGGCAGAUGAAGUCUUAUUUAACACUUAUGUAAUGGUGAUACAAAAAUGUCCAUAAAUGAAUAGGCAGCAGAAGAGCUUCAUUGCAGUGCUUGUGAUACAAGAAGUGGGAAACCGACUCUUCUUAAGACGACCACCUAAGUGUGCUUUUAGAGAACCAUCAUCCUGAGCAGCACCAAGAGUUUCUGAAAACUAAGAAUUAGGGGUGUCCCGAUACGAUAUUGAUAUCAGAUAUCGGUCCGAUAUCAGCAAAAAAAAGGAUGUCUGAUUAUAUCGGCCUGCAUCUUUAAUCUCCGAUAUCAGCACUCCGAUACAAGCAGUCCAUUCCAGACUCUGCUCCGGCACCUCUAUCUUGCAGUGCCCUGAUCCAGCAAGCUGAGCCCACAUGAUCACAACAACAGUGUGUACUAAGGUACUAACAAAGUAACAAGGAGUAGGAGUGAUGUGGGCCUUGUGGCAGUAUUCUUUGUUGAAGUCCGAAAAAGACGUUGCAGCCGAGUGAAAAACUUGUCAUGCACAGUUUUGUACCAAUAUCGGAUCAAUAUCGUUAUCGGUCAGUAUUGAAGGCUACAAUAUUGGUAUUGUAUUGGAAGUCAAAAAGUUGUAUCGGGACACCCCUACUAAGAAUGAUAAAAACAUCGGUGCCAGAGUACAGCUGUCCACAGCCUCAACUUGAGUUAUUCAACAAAACGAAGGAGUGCAGCAGCAGCAGCGAUCGUAUUUCUGACUGUCUGUAUUAUAAAAUGGAUAUGUUUAACAUUUAAGGCAGAACAACAGUUCCAUUUAACUACAGGACAGACUUUGUUCUUUAGGUAUGCAUAUGUAGAAAUCGGGCAAAAUAUGUUUUUAAAUGUCAGCAAAUCAAACUUUGUUCAUCUUGCUUGUAUGAACUCCUUGACAUUCCUGUCAUAGUUUUAUUGAUGUGGAAAAAAAAUCCUAUGAGGAAAGUAAAUGAUUUGUCGUGUGUACAAUGACAAAUUCCCUAUAUUAUUUCCCACCUCAAGAAGGACAUGCAGAAGCUAGCUAAUGUUAGCUUUCCGUGUUUCAGUGGAGUAUGUGACGGUCACAUGUGGCAUGUCGGAGGUUAACAUUAUUAAUGUCUGUGAGAACUGGUUUGUGUGGUUAUAACUUCGCCAAGCUUGAAUUAAAAAUCACUGCCUCAGAGAACUGGUUCCCACACUUCUGUCCCAAAUGGAGCUUAAGGAAAUGUCAAUGAUGUGAGUUAAGAAGUUGAGAUUUUGUGUAAAAUGUGAAUAAAAACAGAAAACAAUGAUUUACACAAACACACCCUAAAUGCUGGCUUUUAAACUUGGGCCUGAUAAUAAUUUGGAUGCUCCUUUUUUACCCAAUCAUGACUCUCAUCUGUUUCCCUUUAACCUGUUCACCUGUAGAGUAACUUAAACAGAUGUUUUCUUUUUUUUUUUUUUAAGCAGUCCUCAGUUUUCUCAGUCUUUUGUUGCUCCUGUCCCAACUCUUUUGGAACAUGUCGCAGGCAUCACAUUCAAAAUAAGUGAAUAUUUUCAAAAGAGCAAUAAAGUUUAUCAGUUUGAACAUUAAGUAUCUUGUAAUGAACUGAAUAUACAGUAGGUAGGUAGGUAAAUCAUUGUGUUAUAUUUUUAUUCACAUUUUACUGGAUGUCCCACUUCAUUGGGAUUGGAGUCUGUACGAAACAGAGAAUUGCUGCCUAUCAGAAAGUAAACCAUCAUGUGUUGAGCUUUGCCUGCCUUUGACUUUUUCCCCCAUGAUGCAAUGCUGCAGGAAUGUUGCCUCUUGUGUGAGGAAUGCGGCAGGAGGAGGCUGAAGGAGGGCGUCUGUCUCAAAUAGUUCUUCUCUUCCUCUGUCAGCAUGUCUGUAGGUCUCGCAGAUCUCAGAGUGAAUGCCAGCACUGUGGGCCGGCUUGUACUGGUGCUUUCUCUGUCUCCCACUCCUGUUUCCAUUUGGCCAUCGUGACAUUUGUGUCAUAGACUCCCUCAUUGUUGUACGGUUAUGUAAAGGUCAGUUAAAUCUGACGCCUAAUGGGUGAUAUCUUUGCUUUUUUUAACCCUCUAAUGCUCAAUUAAGAUUUCCUUGCAGCUGUUUUAUAGAAGCCCACACACACACCAACCCACACAAGUGUAUUUCCAUCGUAGUAACAACAAUGCCGUGAUGAAUAACACUAUUUACAGUGUCCUCCUUUCCUAGUGUGCGCUACAAUAGUGUGGGUGUCUAACCUUAUUGUCCACAGAUUAUUUUUACACACAGAAUAUGAAGUGUCUAGUAAAAAAAGAACACGAGAGAAGACGGUGAAAACUUGCCUGUUUGCUGGAUUUUUUCACAGAUUUCUGUGGGGGUUAGGUCGCUUUUCUUAUCACUUAAUCAUCAGUUAUCAUGACAAGAAAAGGACUCCAAAAGUUCUCAAUCACAAACAAAAUAUGCAGGGCUUGUUGUUGUUGAUUCUACCCUGUAAGAUAAAUCUGUAUUAAAGUCUGAAAAGUAUUUGUUUUGUCAAAACGCUAAUCUGCUUAAGUCCAGAGCUGACUCCACCACAGCUCGAACAAACUUAAGUAUGUUAUAUCAAUGCCUUCAAUAACAACUGGAUUUGCCUCCCUGCAGGUAACUUGAAUCUUUUCUCAGGUUGCUGUGUUAUAUUUCACUUCUCCACAUCACCUUUCAGACAUUCAAGAUGAUUUUUCCUCAUCAUAGAAAUAAUGCCACAUGUACCCCAGCUGUAGGUUAUUUCUUUGUGUUUUUCUCCUUGCUGUUUGUUUCAUUAUUAAUGAGAGAGAGUGAGGGAACAGCACCGUGUAUCAUAUUCAGAGAGAGAACACAUGGGGCCCUCGGGUGGAGCAUCACGCAACAGGAAUCAUCGCAGACUUAAGGGAAAGAAGGUCCUGUGUGAGAGUUUGGUCAAUACUGGUAUUCAGUUUAUGAUUUAAUGAUAAGGGGAAAAAUAUCUGCUUACUUUGGACUUCUGCAAGUCGGCACAGUCCCGCUGUCCUCCUCAGCUCAGGUUUGUGAUGAUGCACACAAGCUUGUGGUCGCCAUUUUCCAAGCCAUUAACCUUUUGAUCAAUGUGAGACCACCCUGGAUGUGUGUGCAUUGUCGUCGUCGGCGCUAUGAUUAAGAAAACAGCCUCAUCAUUGUCCUGUAGAAGUUGAGUUUAAUUUGAUUCCUCCUGAGCAUUACUGAUAAUCAGCUGCUGUGUUUACAUCGCUGUUGUAUCAGUGUCUCUUCCCUGCCUUGUGUUGUGGCUGUAUGCAGGCUUCACCCAGCUGUGGAGUAAUUUGCUGCACCAUGCGGCCCCCCCACACACUGAGGGGAGCACGGCGGGAGAUAAUGACAUCCUCUACCAGGGACAGGCUCUCUAAUUACACCUCCUCUUCUGGGGAGCUUUCACACUUUAUUAACCUUUGUUAACUCCACCUGUCAGAAUGAAUGCCAUUUUUAUCACUCACUAUCCCAUACAUGUGGAGAGUUUGUUUAUGUGUGGAUGGUGCUUUGUAUAACCCCUGCCUUGUGCUCAUAAAUCAUCUGGAUACUCAGCAAAUGGAAGAGCAAGCUGUUAUUAAGCUAGCCUAUACAGUGUCCUACUUACCUGGUUUAAUUUGUGUCCCCACAGAUCAGUAGUAUAUGUUAUCUCUUUUCCCGUGAUGUCUUAACUUCAACUUAAUCUCUUCCUCUUUGAGUUUUGUGGUUCAUUUGCACCAGAUCAGGCUUCGUCAGCUCAACUUUCUGCUGUGUAUAUGCAGCUGGAGUGUGUGAAACUAUACUGACUUAUAUACUUGACCUGUUAACACUGAAGUGCAGCAGCGACAUAAUGCUCUCGUUACUAGGAGACCUAUGUGUGUGUGUGGACUUGCCCACCGGUGUUAGAAAACCAUCAAGCUGCAGCUCUCCGUGUCUGUCCGUGUGCUUCACUCAUGCAGAACUUUUAAUGUUCAUCUUAUAAAUUUAAACCCAAAGUCCACAAACUGAACAUCAAGUAAACUACAGGCCAAGGCGGAUAUCCCUCACUUUGUUUUGCUGCUGCAUUUACUCCUGUGCAGGACAGUAAAUAAUUGAACAGCCCUAUGGGAUCAACAAGCACGUUCCUGAGUUUAUUCAUAUCUCUGACAGUUUGAGAAGAUAUGAGUUUCUAUUCAAGACAUCCCCUGAUAACAGAUAAAAAAAAAAAAAAAACAUGCUUUCUUUUAGCCUCUGAAGUUAUCCUGGCUUCACCCUCAUGCACUGUGUUUAAGGUGAAAAAUAAGUGGUAUUUGCUUUGAUAUUCAGUGAUUUCUUCCAUAAAUACUGUGUUGAGAUGUGGCUUGUUUUCACAGCUGUUGAUGCUCGGUUAUGUGUGGCCAGAGCAAAAUAACAACCAGCCAGUAAAGGUUACUAAAUGUCUUUGUACUGUAAGACAUUGCUGUAUUUAGAGUGAUGUAAAAUCAAAGUGUUUCAUUAGUACUAAUUAAAGCUGGUAAAGCAUAGAUAUAGAUUUCUGUCUGUUGAGGUGAUGAUGAUAUUAUUAUAGCUGCAGUCUUUAAGUGAAGGCAGGCAUGUCUUAUAAAACCAGACAGGGUAUAGAUGUAGAAUUAAGAAAUGUAAUAAAGCUGUAGCAGUAGUCUCAUUGAUACUUUCUUGACUUAAGCCAAUAAAUAAUGCUCCUCAAAUCUUUUUUUUUCUUCUUCUCAUUUUUGUUGUUUUUUUUGUGUCUAAGUUAAUCAAGUAGUCUAUACUUGGGUUGAUCAGACAAAAAAAUUAAGUAUCUUGCCUUGAGCUUCCAGACACUGUGAUUAGCAUUUUUACCAUGUGCUCACAACUUGAUAAUAUAUUAAUAUAUCCAUAAAUUAAAAUAAACUUAAGCACACAUUUAAACUUGAUCACGCAAAACAUCCAGAGGGAAUGGACUAGUUUGAGUCCAAUCAAGAUAUCAGUUUUUUUUUUAUGUUUAAUUUCUCUGUUUAUUUUAACAAAGUCAUUCAAUUGUAACAGUGUCAGUGUUUUUCCCAAUGUAUUAAAAAACACCCUUCCUUUGUGUUCCCGUGCAGAGAACGGACCCCCAGCUCCUGGCCCAGUUCUACUAUGCUGAUGAAGAGCUGAAUCAGGUGGCCACUGAGUUGGACAGCCUUGACGGCAGGAAGGACCCUCAGAGAUGUACCCUGCUGGUCAACCAGUUCCGCUCUUGUCAGGUCAGCAGGGAGGCGCCAAGGACAGCAGUAUUUUCUAAGGCUGCUUAUAUUUGACCAGGAUAAAUGUCCAAUUUUACUAAAUGUCUGUUUUAAAAGAUAGUCAGGUGUUUGAAUCUAUUAACACAGAUUCUGCUGUUCGCACCCUUCUUUCUGCUCAACUUUUAGAUUAUUCAAAAGUGAAUCUGAAAUUACCAUAAAGUCAAGGAACUUUCAGAGACAUAAAGAUCCACAAUCUCAGGUGAUUAUGGUUGGUUUGGCCUAGAAGCUAAAAUUAGACAACACCUUUGCCAUCUCUUUUUGGGGCACAAGGGUCAUUAUAUGAGUGUUGCCCUACUGAGCAGUACUUGGCCGACUUUUGUUAUCAAGCAGUUGUGCUGAUAAGGUGAGAUGAGUCGACUUUGAUAGGACUGAGAUUUGUGUCACGCUAGUUGAAAGUUAAUCAGGUCACAAGGGAGACUUUGGUACAUUUGUAGCCUAAUGUCAAACUAAUACAUCACAUGACUUAAGUAUUAAGAUAUGGGUGUAAUGCAAGAUUUGUGUCAAUCGUGACGCAGGUUAUUGCUUCAGGUUUUCAUGUCGGUGCUAAAUAGAGCUUAGAAGGCGUAGCUGUGCGUGAGUGAUGGCUGCCACACCGCGCUCAUGCUGGGAGAGGUGGAGGUGGCGCACAGAGGUCGUCAUCUGGCCCGUUGUGCCUCAGCCUCCCCCCGCUGCCACAGCACACGGGGAGGAUCACUUAAUAAGGUCAUCACUUGGUCCCCGACUGUUCUCUGUCUUCCCCUUCAAUCCUUCCUUCAGCCAAUCUGUCACCUCGUUUCCUUUUUUCCCUCUUUCUUGUUAUUGUUCUGCUGCUUCCUUUUCCUCCCUACCUUUUGAAUUUGCUGUGAAAUGAAUUUUGUUAUCCCAGUUUUAUCAAAUGGAGGUUUUCAGCAGCUCCGAGUGACUAGUUUGUGUCGGUACCUUAAAUGAAGCCCGCAUUCUGUCAUCCUGAGCCGCAGUGAAAAUAUGACAGUAAAUUCCCUGCCCUUGUAUGUCCAUAGAGGGGUCUUUUCUGUGGCAUACCUCCUCAAGGGUUUGGAGACAGAAUUAAGCAGCAUGAUACCCCACAGCCCCGAGGCCCUAAGAAUAGAAGGCAAGUGCACUCAAGCCAAAAUUUUGCACUUGAACCUGCCACUGCAGAUAUCAGCUCUUAUUCACGGGCCUCUGUGGGGGUUUCUGGCAUGCUGCUCAUAUUAUGUUGGCACGGCUGUUCGUACAGCAUGGCCUGCUGGAACAGGCGAGUGUGUAUGUGUGUGUGUGUGUGUUUGAGAUGGACAAAGAUUGAGUUAGACGGAGGAAGAAAAAAAGAGCCAGAGAUAAAUGGCGAAAAGAAGCCGAGGAAAAAAGAUAGAAGUUAUCCCUCUGUGACUCUGGGGUUUCAGGUAUCACGCAAGAGUCGCUACCUUUCAGCGAUUUGUAGACUCAGAGAAGUGAAGGUUAUCACGGGUGUCCCCCUGCUUGGAGAUGCUCACAGACAGUGGGGGUGGUUCUCAGACAGGUCCAGGACACACACACACACACACAGCACGCAGCCAUAAAGAAAUCGGUGGUUAAGCUCUCUUUCUCAAAGCUUUUUAAUCUUUCUCCUUGGGGCGAGCAGAGAAAGACGCAGUGCUGUGCCUGACAAGAUUACAGCGCACAGUGCAGCUGCGGUUGAGUGAAAGGCUCAUUGUAAGUCAUUGUUACGGCCGUUGUACAUGCCAGCGGCACAUAAGCUCUUGAUUAGCUCUCGCUGUGUGUAACACUGCAUUUUCACUGCUGGAAUUAUAGGCUUCAGUGUAGUGUUUUUAUUGAGGGAGAAUGUAACUGCUGGGGCCAUAAUCGUCUCAUGUACUGUCAGAUAGUUUUCAUUCAUUACCUAAUCAAUGCUCUUUAAAAAGCUACAAUACAAUGGCCUUCUUGAAAGAGGUGAAGCUUGGAUUGUUAAUCCAUAUUUGUUGAAGUAAACAAUUUAGAGUUCCUUUUUUUUUUUUUUUUUUCCCCUCUCAUGAUUUUCCCAACUGACUAGUUUUUCCAAUUGUGUUUGUUGUCACUCUUGUUGCCUGUCUGUAGGACAAUGUGUUGAACAUAAUCAAUCAGAUCAUGGAUGAAUGUAUCCCCCAUGACCGGGCCAACAGAGACUUCUGUGUCAAGUUCCCCGAGGAGAUUCGUCAUGACAACUUGGCAGGGCAGCUGUGGUUUGGGGCUGAGGUACAGUAUUCCCUUCAGCAUCUAUGUAUAAGAAAACAACCUUCGUCAAGUUCUACACAAGUGCAUCUUAUUCCUACUUGUUUUGAAUCAUCAAUUCUACCAUUGUUGACAUCUUUCCCUCAGUUUUAUAAUCUCUGCAGUACUUGAUCAUUUAUGAUUUACAUCCUCCUGUGCAGUGCUUGGCUGCCGGCUCGAUCAUCAUGAACAGGGAAAUAGAGAGUAUAGCGAUGAGGCCCCUGGCAAAGGACCUUACUCGCAGCCUGGAGGAGGUGCGCAACAUCACCAGAGACCAGGCCCUGAGAGACCUCAACUUGUACACAGACCGCAUGAAGGACGCACUGCGACAUUUCGACAGCCUUUUUGCUGAGUUUGAGCUCAGGUGAAUAAAAGAAUCAGACUCCUUUUGGCAAUCGGUGCAACAAGAGUAACAAAAUACCAUGUGUCAACUUUUUGAGGUGCACAUUUGUCCUGAAAUUUCAAACAAGGCUGUGAUUGUCACGAAAUGUUUUUCUUCUUUCUUCCAUUGCCAGUUAUGUGUCAGCCAUGGUGCCUGUAAAGUCUCCCAAAGAAUACUACGUACAACAGGAGGUGAUUGUGCUCUUCUGUGAGACUGUGGAGAGGUGAGUUAACGGAGAUAUUCAGUCCGCAUACUCCUGCAGACAUGUGAAAUGAGUUUAAACCGUAUGUGAAGAUGAAGUGGUAAACAUUUCCUCGCCUGUGUUGUUGUCACAGGGCCCUUAAGCUGGGCUACCUCACACAGGACAUGAUCGAUGACUAUGAACCCGCUCUGAUGUUUACAAUUCCCAGACUAGCCAUUGUGUGGUAAGUGUUGCCUGUCCUCCCCAUUUCUCCGCCCACCUCUUUGUCUCUUCAUCCCGUCUUCCCUCAUACUGAAUCUUAACUAUAUUUUGUAGUGGGCUGGUUGUGUAUUCAGAGGGGCCUCUGAACCUUGACCGGAAAUCAGAGGACAUGUCUGAGCUCUUCCGACCUUUUCGCACUUUACUAAAGAAAAUAAGGUACAGCCUUAAAUGCAGAAUGUCACAAGUAGUUGAUUUCAUCUUUUUAAAUGAUUAUUUCUAAUAUCAAUAUGUCACCACUCUCUUGUUGUGCUUUUAAAAGAGACCUGCUGCAGACACUGACUGAGGAGGAGUUGCUUACGCUGGAGAGAAACCUGUGUAUCUCUCAGGAUGGGGAGUUGUCCACGGGCCAGACACUGGCUACCAACAGCUCACAAGCUUCAGUCCAAGAGAAUCACUCAUCCUGCAAACCCACUAAUGACACCUCCAAGGGGGAGAGUGGCGGGGAGCAGGAGCAUCUGGCUCUGUUUGUCUGUCCCAGCCAGGAGGAGGAACCGGCGGAAGUGGAAAAAGCUUGGAAGGUGGAAACAGAGAAGGGAGAGGAAGAGCAGGAGCAGGGCCUGCUGUGUGAGGAGGCGGAGGAGGCUGAGUUGGCCUGCUCGAUGCAGUACGACGAAGAGGAAUUGGAGCAGCUCAACAUGAUGGUGUAUCGUGUGGGGGAUGAGAUGUCCACCUUGCUGUCACCUCCCAGCCAGGGUCAGUCCCCAGCACACCAAUGCGGCAGAGGAGAAGGAGGGGGCUCUAGUGGGGCUUCCAGCGCAGAGGCCUCACCCCGUAGGCUCCUGGUGAGCAGGGGAAGGACAGGCGUUUCUGUUGAAGAGGAGGACAGGGUCUUUCUCAUGGAGGACCUAGAUGCAGCAGGAGAGAACAUCACCAGCAUUUCAAGAGAGGUCUACAGUUGUGUCGCCUCUCCUUCCAAAGCACCAGAGUCAGCUCGCCCUGUGCAGCAGAAACCGAGCCCGAAGCCGGACUCUAACAGAAACGGCUGGUUUUCUGAGGCCCAGUCAGAGCAGCCGUGUCCACAGCCACGCAGCCACAACUUACAGUGUUCCCAUGCAAAGCGACGUCCGUGCACUUCCACCUCAGGCCCAGAGCCUCUGCCUUACACAAACGGGUGGGACAUGGGUUUAGAGGGGACAGCAUCUGAAACAGCUGAGGUCAUUGCCCAUCGCAUGGGUGGGAUGAAGCUGUCCGCCACUGUCAUCUUCAACCCCCGCUCCCCAAGCUUGUCAGAGCUGGCUGUGGACAAGCUGCUGCUGCCGAGGCCCGCUCCCUCUGAGAUUGAGCCAUGCGGCCCUCUGGUGGCCACUCACUGCCUGCUCAACUCCUGCGUCUGCUGUGGGAGCUGUGAAGAUAGCCACGAGGACACCACAGAGACCAGUGGACUCGGGUUAGGCCUCGCUCUGGGUUUGGACAAACACUGUAAGACGGCAGCGCCAAGCACUGUCAUCCAGUCUUCUGCUUGCAGGCUCCCCCCACGAGGUCCUGAGCCACACUGUAAAGGAGAGCUCGCCCAGUUUACUCCCCCUUCCUCCCAUGGGUCUGCAGACACCCUAGAAGAGGAUUCAAACAUAGAUGUGCCUCCAGGGAAGGGGCACAACGCACGGGUAGGUAGCUCCAGAGAAGGGGAUGGAUCUUCUCCCUGUAACCAGCAGCUAGAGAUUGAGAGGAAGCAGCAAGCCAGUGGAGGCCGACAGAAGGACAAGGAGACAGAGAAGGAGAGGCCAGGAACUAAAAACUCGAUGAGGGACACCAAAGAGGAUAGUGGGAGGAGCUCAAGGUGAGCUGCCGUCUCUGAUGAAGUCAGUGUUGUCUUGUUUGUAGCAUGUAUGUCCUCAGCACUCUCCCAACAACAAAUGUCUUUGACUUUAAUGUGUUUCAGCAGAUUUUGGAUCAUCCACUUACUUUCAUUCAUCAUCCAUCAUUUUGCGCAGUUAUUUUUUGACCUGUAUCCUCUGAUUUACCAUGUGUUUGUUCUGUUCGUCUUCUAUGUUUGUGUGUUUUUUUGUGGUUGUUUUUAGUUUUCAGAGUUCCCCCCUCAGCUCUGUGUCAGGUAGUGACUGUGACAGUGUGUCAGUCACCACAUGUAGUCUGUCAAGCAGUGCGUACACCCCCAGGUAAACUUGUCGCUCAUCAAAGUGCGUGUCAUACAAUCUUGAGUGUUUCUUCCUUCCCGCUCUCUAGUGGAGACAAAAAAGUCCUUUCCUGGUAGAUGAAAAGACCCCUUUGUUCCUUUUCAGUCUUUAUGCUGAGCUUUGUUCACUGUCAGCCACUGACUGAAGUGUCAGUCACUCCUUUCCUAAAGGGCUACAAAUGACAGCAUUAAUUUGCCUUUUGAAUUAGACUGUACAUUUUAUUAGACACGUGUUGGAGUACUGAUCCUCAUUCUCCACUUCAUAAUCAGCACAUACCAAGAGAUUUAUAUUUGGUUAGAGGUCAGAGGAGAAAUUUGGCUGUUGCUUUGAUUUUGAUAAGCUUUAUCUGUCGUUGGUAGCUUGAAGAUUACGAUCUAUAUCCCAAUUAAAUGAACUUAGCUGGCAAUUUUCACUCUCUGCAGCCCUGUCAGCAGCCUGACACCCAGUUCUGGGACAUCUGAAGACCUAGACCAUCAGGAGAUACAGUUAGCCCUACACGAUGCCAAGAUGGCUGCAAGGAACAAGAUCCGAUCCCGCUUUCACAGCAGCAGUGACCUCAUCCACCGUCUAUUUGUUUGUAUAUCAGGUAAAAACUCUCCCUCUAUUUAGCUCUCCCUCUGUUUCUGCCCUUUCUUCCCUCCAGAGCAGACAUUCAUGUUGUGUUUUUCUGUGACGCAGGCGUCGCUGAUCAACUGCAGACCAACUAUGCCAGUGACCUUCGCAGCAUCCUGAAGACACUGUUUGAAGUCAUGGCGACCAAGUGUGAUCAGGGAGACAAUGAUAAGCAAAAGAAAGGUGAGAAGAAAAAAAACUGUAUUACUUCUGCUUUCUGAUAUGCAGACAGAAAUCAUUAAGAUAGUGUAUUAUACAAAAAUAAAAGUAAUAGUAAUGAGUCGGUAAAGACUCAAAUUGAGCUAAAAGAAAGUUGAUAGUUAACUGGUAUUUAUCAGGUGAAAAGAAACUCCAUUGGUGAUGGUGGGAGUGACAGUAUGUGGCUGCUUAACAUCGCUUAAAAUAUUCACAACUUGUGUCAGCUGACAAUCUAAAAAAAAAGAAAGAAAUCAGGUACUGCAAGAUACAUAUUCCAAACAUGCUUCUAUCGGAAUAUUUACAUUUUCCUAACAAUAUUUAUCCCAACUCAGUCUGUGUGCUUACUGGAAAGUAUUGUACAUAUAGAAAUUCACAUUUAGAUUCUUCCCAGCAGAUAUUAUAUUCAAGGUAUAUAAACCUACUUUUCCAGGUCAGAGCUCAGUUUAAGAUACCUUUUUGGAGUCUUGAAAAUUCUAAAAAAGGCCAUUCAGAUUUCCAGAAAAAUCUUCUGGUCAUCCUGAUACUGAAAUGCAUACUGUCUCAUCUUAUCUGCAGUUGAUGCUCUCUAGGCUGACGGUCAAGGAUUUAUUUACAAACAGCAGUGUACCAGACACUACAUUGUUUUUUGUUUCUUCUGUUUUGUCCAUCAGGUCCUGUUCUACGUAGCGCGGUCCUUGAGGACUGCGCUCUCUGUCAGGAGACCAUUUCCUCAUCAGAAUUGGCGGCCAAGGCUCGAGACGGACAAUUCGAAGGUCAGCAAAACCAAACCGAUUCUUUGAGAUCAGACAAAGUUUCAGAUGAUUCUUUUCUACUUUAGUAACAUUUUUUGUGACCCCUGUGUAGACCCUCCUGACUGGGUUCCUGAUGAAGCUUGUAACUCCUGCAUUGCCUGCAAAGCUCCUUUCACUGUAAUCCGGAGGAAGCAUCACUGUAGAAGCUGCGGAAAGGUACAAGGGCAAACCAGGGACUCAUAAAUGUGUAUGUCUAUUGUGUGGACAGUAAGUGACAAAUGACUCAUGUCUCAUUUCAGAUCUUUUGCUCCCGCUGCUCCUCCCAUUCUGCUCCUCUGCCUCGGUAUGGCCAGGUGAAGCCUGUCAGGGUUUGCACACACUGCUACAUGUUUCAUGUCACACCCUUCUACAGUGACAAGGCUGGCAUCUGA